Messenger RNA from Thunnus maccoyii (southern bluefin tuna), 1060 nucleotides. RefSeq names its product carbonyl reductase [NADPH] 1-like. Lineage: Eukaryota; Metazoa; Chordata; Actinopteri; Scombriformes; Scombridae. The record is from RefSeq and is a predicted model, not a curated record. The coding region runs from base 95 to 922 and encodes 275 amino acids. Gene Ontology annotation, molecular function: carbonyl reductase (NADPH) activity. The transcript is spliced from 7 exons.
UGGAUGUAUUGAGCUCUCUUCCUCUUUUUCUCCCACUUCGCUCUGCAGCUUCACCCGCGCGGUUUCAAUCCACACCAGAAGACCAGUCUAAACCAUGUCUACCAAGGUUGCCGUGGUAACGGGCAGUAACAAGGGCAUCGGUCUGGCCAUCGUCCGAGCCCUCUGCAAGCAGUUCCAAGGAGACGUUUACAUCACCGCCAGAGACGCUGGUCGUGGUCAGGAAGCUGUUCAGUCUCUGGCCUCAGAGGGACUGAAGGCCAUGUUUCACCAGCUGGACAUCAACGACCUGAACAGCAUCAUCACCGCUGCUGCUUUCUUCAAAGACAAGUAUGGAGGAGUGGACGUCCUCGUCAAUAACGCCGGGAUAGCGUUCAAAGCGGCAGACACAGCUCCAUUUGCGGUCCAGGCAGAGGUCACCCUCAAGACAAACUUCUUCGCUACCAGAGACAUGUUGACUCACUUCCUGCCGAUCGUUAAAGCUGGAGGUCGUGUGGUGAACGUUUCCAGCUUUGUCGGCUCCCGUACGUUGAACCAGUGCAGCGCGGCCCUCCAGCAGCGUUUCCGCAGCGAGGACAUCACAGAGGAGGAGCUGGUGGGAUUGAUGCAGCAAUUCGUGGACCAGACUAAGAAAGAUGAACACAAGCAGGGCGGCUGGCCUGAGACAGCAUACGGAGUGUCCAAGACUGGACUGACGGCUCUGUCCAUGAUCCUGGCUCGCCGUCUGUCUGAGAAGAGACCAAAUGAUCAGAUCUUGCUGAAUGCCUGCUGUCCAGGCUGGGUGCGCACUGACAUGGCCGGUCCAAAAGCCUCCAAGUCACCAGACGAGGGCGCUAUAACUCCGGUCUACCUGGCCCUGCUGCCACCUGGAGCCACAGAGCCUCAUGGAAAGUUUGUCUCUGAUAAAGAAGUGCAGCCGUGGUGAACGGGACCUGAGUGUGUGUAUGUGUGUGUAUGUGUGUGAGUAAAAGAGUGUCAGUGUUUCUACUUCAACACUAAUUAUCUGAAAACUCAUCAAACCUAACACAUAAUGACAUUAUAUUCAAGUUCAUGGCUGGACUUU